GACACGCCCAUUUUCUUUCACCCUUCACAAAAUACUCCACCGGCACCAAUACCGUACAAGAGUCGAGUAGCUCAUUGCGAAAAUUGAUUUGAGCAGCGGGCCGGCCGGGCGGGAUGCAGGCGCAUGCUACCGGUAUAGCAUGCUGUGGACAUGUGAGUGUUUCGUGAUAUUACUGUAUUAGUUCGUCUGUUGUAACACGGUGGCUGUGCCUUUGGAAGAAGAUCCCGGGGAUAUUUAUUUGCAGGGUACUGGCGCUCGAAUGAAGUUUUACAAAGAGGCUGACUUCAUCCAAUUUUCUCAAUAGGAUGAUAGAUUCGAGUUGUUGAAUUUAGAAGAAAGAGAUCGGCAAUAUUUUGAGUUGUCCUGGUCGAGUUCAUUCUCCUGUUGCAUAGCAUGGCGAAUCUUACAGCCGCCUCUGGAUUUUUGAAGAACACUUGGUCUCUCCCUCGCUAUCUUGCUAACAAGUCUAGGUUCCUCACAACAAGUUCUUGUCUUCAGAAAGAGAAGAAACAGCCUACUUCAGCCCAUUUGAUUCUCCAGGAUGGUACAACAUUCACUGGUUAUUCCUUUGGUCAUCAUAAAUCAGUAGCUGGAGAGCUUGUCUUCAACACAGGUCUUGUUGGGUACCCUGAAUCACUGACGGAUCCAAGCUACAGAGGUCAAAUCUUGACCUUGACCUAUCCCAUUGUUGGUAACUAUGGAGUACCAGACACCAAGGCUGUGGACCAACAUGGUCUCAUGAAGCAUGUGGAAUCAGAUAAGAUACAGGCUACAGGCCUAUUGGUCCAGGACUACUCCUACCACUACAGCCACUGGAACUCUGUCAAGUCCCUCUCUGAAUGGCUGAAAGAGGAAGAGGUUCCGGCUGUCUAUGGCAUUGACACCAGGAUGCUCACCAAGAAAGUCAGAGAUAAGGGUACCAUUCUUUGCAAGAUAGAAUUUGAUGGUGAUCCCAUAGAGUUUGAUAACCCCAAUGAAAGGAAUCUGAUGUCAGAGGUAUCUACAAAGGAGGUGAAGAUCUAUGGCAAGGGGAAUCCCCAUAAGAUUGUCACUGUUGAUUGUGGUAUCAAGCACAACAUCAUCCGCAGCCUAGUCAAGAGAGGCGCUGAAGUCCAUCUUGUACCAUGGGACUAUGACUAUAAUCAGAUUGAAUAUGACGGUCUCUUCAUAUCUAAUGGUCCUGGAGAUCCUGCCCUUGCCACUGCUGCUAUAGACAACCUCAAACAGGUAUUGGCUCAGGAGAAUCCUAACCCCUUGUUUGGUAUCUGUAUGGGCAAUCAGUUGACUGGCUUAGCAGCAGGUGCCCCAUCCUACAAAUUGCCUCUUGGUAACAGGGGUCACAACCAACCAGUUAUCAAUGUGUUGAGUGGUCAGGCAUUUAUUACAUCUCAGAACCAUGGCUUUGCUAUAGACGGUGACAAAUUACCCCCAGAAUGGACACCAGUCUUCAUCAAUGCCAAUGAUAAUACUAAUGAGGGUAUCAUGCAUAAGACAAAGCCAAUCUUCACAGCUCAGUUCCACCCGGAGCAUAAAGGAGGACCAACAGAUACAGAGUUUCUUUUUGAUAAUUUCAUGGACAUGGUCAAAAGUGGCAAGACCAUGAAAGACCUUGAAUCCAACUUCAAAACAUCGGGAAAGAGAGCAGAGAAGAUUGAAGUCUCCAAGGUUCUGGUUCUAGGAUCUGGAGGAUUGUCCAUUGGUCAAGCGGGAGAGUUUGAUUAUUCGGGCUCUCAGGCCAUCAAGGCACUUAAGGAAGAGAAUGUUAAGACUAUCUUGAUGAAUCCAAACAUAGCCUCGGUUCAGACCAAUGAGUAUGGUGAGAAGCAGGCCGACAGUGUCUACUUCGUACCCAUCACACCAGAAUUUGUCACCGAUGUCAUCAAGCGGGAGAAACCUGAUGGGAUCCUGCUUUCCAUGGGAGGCCAGACUGCUCUCAACUGUGGGGUGGAGCUGUAUAAAAGAGGGAUCCUGCAGGAGCAUGGAGUACAGGUGUUAGGUACUCCCAUUGAAUCUAUCAUGGCGACCGAGGAUAGACAGACAUUCAAUGAUAAACUCAUGGAGAUUAAUGAAAAGAUUGCUCCCAGUGUGGCCGUAGAAACCGUAUCUGAUGCUCUUGAUGCUGCUAGGAAGAUUGGUUAUCCAGUAAUGGUGAGGGCAGCUUAUGCCCUUGGAGGCCUGGGGUCAGGGGUCGCAGAGAAUGAAGAAGCUUUGAGAGCUAUAGCAACAAGGGGUUUAGCUUUGUCUAAUCAACUGUUGAUAGAGCAGUCUCUACUAGGAUGGAAGGAGGUUGAGUAUGAGGUGGUCCGGGAUGCAUCAAAUAAUUGUGUCACGGUAUGCAACAUGGAGAACUUUGACCCUCUAGGAGUCCAUACAGGUGAUUCCAUCGUGGUUGCCCCGAGCCAGACCCUCUCCAACCAAGAGUACCACAUGCUGCGAGAGACGGCCAUCAAGACUGUCCGCCAUCUUGGUAUCAUAGGAGAGUGUAACAUCCAGUAUGCUCUUCACCCAUCAUCCCUGGAGUAUUGUAUCAUUGAGGUGAAUGCCAGGCUCUCUAGGAGCUCUGCUCUAGCCUCUAAGGCCACAGGCUACCCGCUGGCCUUCAUUGCCGCCAAGCUUGCCCUGGGUAUUGCCUUACCGGACAUCAAGAACAGUACCACCCAGGCCACCACAGCAUGCUUUGAACCUAGUCUGGAUUACAUCGUUACCAAAAUCCCUCGCUGGGACCUGGACCGUUUCCAUGGUACCUCCAAGCAGAUCGGCAGUGCCAUGAAGAGCGUCGGAGAGGUGAUGGCUAUUGGACGUACCUUUGAGGAGAGUCUUCAGAAGGCUCUUCGUAUGAUUCAUCCAUCCAUCGAUGGUUUCACCCCAGACCUUCCCAGUGGCAAGACGUUACCUGGUAACCUAGAGGAGGAGCUUAGAGUACCAUCCAGCAACCGUAUCUAUGCUAUUGCCAAGGCAUUCCAAGAUGGUUUCUCAGUGGAUAAGAUCCAUGAUUUGACAGCCAUUGAUAAGUGGUUCUUACACAAGCUAGACAAAAUCAAAAGCAUUGAUGAUGAGCUGGGAGAAUUCAAUGCUGAAACCGUACCUCGCACCACACUACUGGAAGCUAAAGGUGCUGGUUUCUCUGACAAACAAAUCGGCAAGAAGAUAGGGCUCUGUGAGACUGAUUCUAGGAAACUCAGACUUUAUCAUGACAUUGCUCCAUGGGUCAAACAGAUUGACACUCUGGCAGCCGAGUAUCCAGCUAAGACAAACUACCUGUAUUGCACUUAUAAUGGCAUGGAACAUGACCUUUCAUUUGAUGACAGAGGUACAAUGGUUUUGGGAUGUGGUCCUUAUCACAUAGGAAGCAGUGUAGAGUUUGACUGGUGUGCAGUGUCCAGCAUCCGGUCACUGCGUGAGUUGGGCCGUAAGACAGUAGUGGUCAACCAUAACCCCGAGACGGUCAGUACAGAUUUUGAUGAGUGCGACCGUCUCUACUUUGACGAGCUGUCCAGGGAAAGGGUGCUGGACAUUUACCAGCAUGAGGGUUGUACAGGAAUGAUCAUCUCAGUGGGUGGACAGAUACCCAACAACCUGGCCCUACCCCUGUAUAAUGAUGGUGUCAAUAUCCUAGGAACCAGCCCUCUACAGAUCCAUGCUGUGGAAGAGAGGUCGAUAUUCUCUGCCAUUCUUGAUGAUCUGAAUGUUGAUCAAGCCCCUUGGAGAGCCCUUUCAUCAUUGGAUGAAGCCUUGGAGUUUGCCGCAAGUGUUGGAUACCCCUGUCUUCUCAGACCUUCAUUUGUUCUAAGUGGGUCAGCAAUGAAUGUUGCCUUUGGACCAGAGGAGCUCAAACGCUUCUUAGAGGAAGCUACAAAGGUAUCCCAAGAACACCCUGUUGUCAUCACUAAGUUCAUAGAGGGCGCUAGAGAGGUAGAAAUGGAUGCUGUGGCCAGGAACGGAAAGGUUGUUGCUCAUGCAGUGACAGAGCAUGUGGAGAACGCAGGGGUACAUUCGGGAGAUGCUACUCUCAUCUUACCCCCUCACACACUAACGGAUGAACAACAGAGGAAGGUGAGAGAAAUGACGGCCAAGAUUGCUCAGCGUUUCCAGAUCUCUGGACCAUUCAACAUUCAGUUCUUAGCCAAGGACAAUGAAGUCAAGGUUAUUGAGUGCAAUCUGCGAGCUUCUCGUUCAUUCCCUUUCGUCUCCAAGACAAUCAACUGUGACUUCAUCAAUGUAGCAACCAAGAUCAUGGUGGGAGAACAUAUCGACCCUAGUCUCCUUCCAAGCCUUAAGAACCCAUUUGUGCCACAGGGAUAUGUUGGCAUCAAGGCUCCAAUGUUCUCUUGGCCAAGAUUACGUGAUGCUGAUCCUCUUCUUAGGUGUGAGAUGGCCUCUACAGGAGAGGUGGCUUGCUUUGGUCCCAAUGUCCAGACAGCAUUCCUAAAAGCCUUGCUCUCUACAGGAUUCAAGGUGCCCAAGAAGAGUAUCAUGAUCGGCAUACAGAAGACCUUCCAAUCUGAGUUCCUUCCUACCGCUAUGAAGUUCCAUCAGAUGGGUUACGAGUUGUAUGCCACAGAGGCAACGGCAGAAUACUUGGAGGCCCACAACAUUCCUACCACAACAGUUGGCUGGCCGCUUGUUGACCUACACGAGAAGAGUGAUGCCACAAAUGCAACUAAGUUGAUAUAUGAGGGUGAUAUUGAUCUGGUUAUCAACCUGCCAAACCAUAACACCAAGUAUGUGAAAGAUAACUUCCUCAUACGACGAGCUGCAAUCGACUCCGGAGUUCCUCUCUUCACCAAUUUUGAGGUGGUGAAGUUAUUUGCUGAAGCUUUAGAUCACGUUGGACAGCUUGAUGCCACAUCACUCUUUCACUACAAGCGCCCUACAGGCAAGUCGGACAAGGUGAUUACAUCCUGAAUGUAAACUACCCUAUUUAUUAUGACAGUCCCUGCUCAGAUUUGAAAGUAAUCUUAUUUUCUACAAUUCAAGUAUUUAUUUCAAAAAUUCAUUAAAAAGAACACAAUGAGAACAAAAUUGUAUAUAUAUAUAUUCUGCCUGAAGAUCGCCGAAAGCGUGAAACCGACAAAAUAUCUAUAUAUAAAAGAUAUGAAAUUAAUCAAGAUAUCAUCAGCGUCACAUUGAUAGUUUAGAUUUAAAGUAUGAUGUGCUCAUCUGUUCAAUCACAGUAAUUCAAUCAAGUUCUGGACUAAGUGCUAAAAACUUUUUACAGUGGAAAUGUAUUUCACUUAUUAUACUGAAAUGGCUGAUGUGAAGCGUGCAAUGAAGUUUUGUAUGACCAUUCCAGCCUACCUUUCUACUUAUUAUUACUUAAAAUUAAUUUACUCACCAUUUUGUAUUUGGUUAAAUAAAAUUUUUAAAUGGGAGAAAAAUAUAAAUGAUUGAUUGAUGAAAAUAUAUCAUUAUGUAUUAAAGCAAGGUGGUUGUCAUUUUCAUAGCAUUAUUUUCUGAUGUCUUUUGCUAAAUAAUAUUCCAUAUUUUAUCUUUUAAGAAAUACAUGAACUGUACUUUUUUUCUUAAAAGUGAACAGUUCACCUGUGCAUUACAUGUAAAAUCAUUCAUUAAGAAUAUUUGCAGUAACCAUGAAUCAAGUCAUGUCAUGAAAUUUACAAUAUUUGUCAUAUGGUUUUGCAGCUCACAAGUUAAGGUCACAAAAUAAGAUUUGGGUUACUGUACAUAUCAUUUUAUGGACUUCCAUCAAACUUUUAUUCUAUUAUUUUUCUAAUUUUUGUUCUACUUUUGUUAAAACCAAUUUUGACAAAAAGAUGGACUUCCGUUUUAAUAAGAAAUUGGUAUUAGAUUAAGAUUUGAAACUUGGUCAGGAUAUGUUGCGGUUGAAAUUAAAGGUGUGAAAAUAAUGUUUUCACUUGGGCAAAGGUAAAUCUUACCAAAUCUUAACUUGGCUGAAUAUAGGGAAUAUGCAAAUACUAUUAAAUUUGUAAGACUUGAAUUAUAUUGUUUUGGUACAAAAUGAGAGCAAUAUUUAGAUAUGUUAUUGUAUGUGUCUGUCGGUGCAUGCAUGAAUUUGAAUGUAUACUUCUGAAAUAUGUGAAACAGGCAAGGUGUGAUAUUUAUUCAUUAUUUAUAAUUUUUAUUUCCAGUGGGUAGCAUUGCCAUUUACAAAAUUGUUUUCCACAAUGGCUGCAUAACUUGUUUUUUGUUGUGGAAACAUUAGGAGGGCUUAUUUAAAAAAAAUAUAUAUAUGUAUAUUUCUCAUGUAUAUUGGCCAUAUCAAUAGGCACACAAUGAAAUAUUUAAAGUUAAAUACUCAAUAUCAAAUAUUGAAGUUUUCAUAGUUCUGACUCUCAAAAUUCACUGAUAUAAAUAAAAAAAUCACUGACAGAUAUCCAUUUAUAACAUUUUGAUGGCUGAAUGAUUCUUUUAUGUAAAUUCUUUUAAAGAUAUCGGCUGAACAGGGUUCAAUAAACUUUAUGAAUAUUUGUUUAAUAGUAUAUUUGUUCAUGAAUUUAUUUAUGUAUAUUUCCAUAGGAAGUGCAAUUAGUUUACAUCACAUAUGCAUCAUAAAAAACAGAACCAAUAUUUACGAGACAUACAAUUCUAGCUGUCUAUAAACAGGGGCCAAGUCCACGAUUGAUAACAGUUCUAUUGAAUAAUUUUCUAUCUGUGUACCAAUCUUUUAAAUGAAAAUCUGCCUAUUUAAUGAGAAAAAAUGCACGAAAAAUAUUCUUUCUAAUUUCAUCAUUAUAGGAUUAUUUAUAGUAUCUAGUAAAGAAAUAUAUUUUCUCUAAAAUUGACAUUAUACCUUAAUUUUGCAAUGAGUUUAUCAUGUGAAAGAAAUUGAUAUUGUAAAAUUAUCUACCCUUGGUAUGAUUUCAAAAACUUGGGACAUUGUUUUGUUGCGCCUGUUUGUGCUUUUUUGUCACCUGUGACCCAUCAUUAUGGGGUUUUUUUCUUCAUGUUCUGAGGAAAAUUAUUUAUUUAGUUAGUGCGACUAUUACAGUACUGACAUUUGGAAAUACUUUUGUAUUUUGUUCUUGGAAAGCAAGGUUUUUU
Lytechinus pictus (painted urchin) is the source of this 7020-nucleotide messenger RNA. RefSeq names its product carbamoyl-phosphate synthase [ammonia], mitochondrial-like. Lineage: Eukaryota; Metazoa; Echinodermata; Echinoidea; Temnopleuroida; Toxopneustidae. Bases 394 to 4905 code for a protein of 1503 amino acids. Gene Ontology annotation, biological process: 'de novo' pyrimidine nucleobase biosynthetic process; L-glutamine metabolic process. Gene Ontology annotation, molecular function: metal ion binding; carbamoyl-phosphate synthase (glutamine-hydrolyzing) activity; ATP binding. The transcript is spliced from 35 exons. The record is from RefSeq and is a predicted model, not a curated record. Gene Ontology annotation, cellular component: cytoplasm.